AUGUUUUUCGUAAACAACAGGAAAUGUUAUUGUUUCUGUUUUCUAUUGAUAUAUUCUUUCCAAAAAGUGGUGAAUAAAAAGCCCCAUGCUCAAGAACAACAGGCUGUUUGGCGAAUUGAAUGUGCAUUAGGUGUGAUAGCAGAACCGGAGUGUCCUGUGGAUGGGGGUUGGUCCCCUUGGUCCUCUUGGUCCAACUGUCACGGGACUUGCGAUGAUGUAGGAUAUCGUAAAAGGACCAGAGAAUGCAAUAAUCCACCAACAUCCAGAGAAGGCAUACCAUGCAGUGGCCCUGAUGAACAAAUCGAAUCUUGUUAUCUAACAAACUGUGUAGUGGAAGAUUUUAGAAAAUGUUUAAAUGGAGAUUCCAUUAGAACCGAUGCAAUGCGACAAUUAGAAACAGUCCCAAGCAUAAUGGAGCGAUGUCUUCAAGUUGAAUGUACGUUUUAUGAUAUUCAAAGUGCUUUAGCAGAAGACAAUACAUGGCAGCUAAACCCUGAAAUUAUAUGGAAUGCCCUUCAAUGUGUUAAACAUAAUGUAGGAUGUCCUGUAGUGGGAGAAUGGGGUCCAUGGGGAGCGUGGUCAGCGUGCGGCUCACUUUGCGGCAAAGGCUUCCAGUGGAGAGUCAGAAAAUGUGACACUCCACCACCGUCCGAUGAUCGGCUAAUAUGUCUUGGAAAUCCUCUACAAUUUGAAGACUGUGAAGGCGAUCAAUGUGCUAUCGAUGAGAGUUACACUGGUGAAAAUACCGGUGGCAAUUGGAGCAAAUGGGGUGAAUGGUCUUCGUGUUCUGAAAACUGUGGUAUUGGUAUAAGACGUAGAAGUAGGGUUUGCAUUGAGAAACAGAAGCCGCAUAUAUCUGCUAAGUGGGGUACACAUUGUAGGGGUCAACAUGCACAAAUGGAAGUUUGUAAAAACAAGGAAUGCUUAUUAGAUGGCGGGUGGUCGGGAUGGGGCAUAUGGGGUCCUUGUUCACAAACUUGUGGAGCAGGUAGGCGUUACAGAACUCGAUCAUGCACUAGACCAAUGCCAUCUGGAGGUUCCAAUUGUGUGGGUCCUAAAUUUGAGGAAGGUCCUUGUCACCAGAUGCCUUGCGAUGUAUUUUCACACGUCGUCGCUUUAUUUAAUGGAGAUUCUUUUUUACAAUAUGAUUUUCUGCAGAAACGGUCAACAUUAUUUCAUUCUUUUAUUCGAUUUAUGCCUCUAUCUCCUCACGGCACGCUCAUAAGACGAGGGGAUAUAUCUCAUCCCUUGGUAAGGCUAAGCUUACAAAAAUGGUAUCUAUGUUUGGACGUCAGAGGAUUAUCACAGUCAUGCAGUCCCCUUCGCGUCUGUUCAACUUUCGUUUUGGAGCCGACCGCUUGGCAUUCUGCAAUGAUCACUGUCAAUAAAGAAAGUAUUUCGCUUAGAAUAAAUGAUGCUCAAACGCCCAUACAUGGGAUGUUUCCUUGUGAUCCAGAGUUAACAGAUGAAAUGACAUUUAUUACUGUUGGUGAAAAAUUUCACGGAGUCAUUCAAGAACUAAUUGUAAAUUUUAUACCUUUGGUCAUGAUGGUUAAUCGUAAUCGAUUGGCUAGGUCUGACUUUGUCCCCACUUCUGCCUCAAAUAUAGCUUAUGAAAAAGCAAAUAUAGAAGAAGCUUUUCUGUAUCUUGAAAACGAUCAUUACUUAAGAUUACCUUGCUUCGAUGAUCAAAACGAAUGGAAUUUACAACUAACUCUGAAACCUAAGAAAGACGUGGGAAUUAUACUUUUUCUUCCAGGAAUCCAGGACGAUGAUUGGCUUUGUAUAACUUUAACUAACACAAGAUUAAAAAUAAAGUUAUCUUUACAUGGUUUUCGUUCGGAGACCACCAGUUCAACAGAAUGUUUACCUGACCAAUGGUUGGAUAUUAUGUUAUCGAAGCAAAGUGAAAGCGGGACCAUUGAAACCAUUAUAAAUGCAUCGGAACGGCUCCAUGUCUUGCUAACAUUCUCUACAACAACUAACAAAAGACAUAGUGUUUACCCAUUUUACUCGAUACAACCAAAUCAAAAUUUGUCUGAUAUAAGGCAAAAUAAUAGUUUAAGCAGUGUUGUAAAUAACACCACGUAUGUUUUGUGUUACGAUGAAUUUUUUAUCGGGAACAUACCGCUUGAAUAUAAAAAUGUUAACACCGAAGAGGUAACAUCUUAUUCAGGUAUUAUAGCGUCUUUAAAAGUGAAUAACAAAUUUAUAGAUCUUCAUAGUUUUGGAGUGGAACGAAUAAAAGAUAAUAAAAUACAACUAUCCUCUCGAACAUCGAGCAUAUCUGGUUUCUAUUACGAAACUAGCUGGGGGAUAAGUAAUAGUCUAAAUCUGACAUGUUUACACGCCAGAACUAAACGUACACCUAACAAGGCUUGGUGGUUUUAUUUGGAUAAUGCUAUUAAUAGUAUAUUAGAGAAAAAUUCUGCAAAAGCUGUUGAUGAUGGCAAAGUGUUAAGACUUAUCGCUACAGCGCCAAACUACCAUAGGGGUUUCUAUACUUGCCGUGCGCAUACAAUGAAGCGAACACGCAAUAUUGUGACCUACGGUGUCAUAGGAGAACUCCAGUACAAGCUGGCCGAGCCGGACGCCACCACAAUAAUAGCAAUUUUCACAACUAUAUUAUUAGUUCUUGGUACUUUGGGAUGGUUGAUUAUAGAAGGUAUAAAUGAUUUGCGCAAUGGAUACGGUUUCUUUCGAGAUGCUCAUUUGUCACCGGAGGAAGAAGCGGCUGCAGUUUGUAAUUACAUCGACCAAAAUCUUCACUUAUACGGAUCAAGGAGCGCUGCUGAUAUUGCCAAAGCCAGGGCAAGAAGAAAAGGUAAAUAUUUAGGCGGUCGAUCGAGCUAUGCCGCGCAAGAACCUCAAGGCAGAAUUCAAAUUGAAAAGAAUCUAUCAAGGGCUGGCGAUUAUCCUUCAAGUGAACCCGAAGAGCUACCAGCGUUACCCGAAGUGAAAAGCUUCGUGGCGAAUGGAGUUCACAACGUGUACAGAUGUGAGCCAUCAUACGUAGCCUCACCCAAUCUCGCUUCUAAUACAGCGCCCUCCCAACCAUUGUCUUCAUCUUUACACAGCUCCCCGAGAGAGCUUUUCCCACAUUUAUUAGUAAAUAAGACACAAUGUCCUAGCGUCAAUAAGGACGAGCCACGAAAAAGGCGCUUGGACCUUAGUGAGAUGAUCGACGAUAAAAUAAAUACAUCAUCGCCGGAAACAUCACCUUGUAAGUCGCCAGGUCAUAAAAUCUUAAAUAGAUUCUACAUGUUGAAACGUUAUGAUGAUUGA
This is a messenger RNA of Papilio machaon (common yellow swallowtail), 3285 nucleotides long. RefSeq lists its product as uncharacterized. Lineage: Eukaryota; Metazoa; Arthropoda; Insecta; Lepidoptera; Papilionidae. The record is from RefSeq and is a predicted model, not a curated record. Bases 1 to 3285 code for a protein of 1094 amino acids. The transcript has a single exon.